AUGUAUUACACUGUUGAAACUAGUGAAACUGAGCCAUCAAUUCUCAUCGAACGUUUCAAACAAUCUUGUCAGAAGAGACAGUUCGGAGUUUUGAUUUCUCAUAAUUUCAAGCAAAAAUUCAAUGAAAAACAAAUUGAAUAUGAUGAGGAAUGUAUAGUGUGCGAGAUUUGUAAUCCUGUGAUUGCUUCGUCUGUUGUGAAAUCGAACAGAAUGAUUGCUUUGGCACUUCCUUGUAGAGUAAUGAUCUAUUCUGAAGUAAAAGGUGGACCAUUAAAGAUGACAACGAUGUUACCAACUCAAUUAAUAGGAAUGAUUGAUUCUGAUAAUGAAACAGCAGCAAAGGAAGCCAAAAUCGUUGAACAGAUCAGUAAGGAAAUUAUGGAUGAUUGUAAAUAA
Messenger RNA from Naegleria gruberi, 396 nucleotides. RefSeq lists its product as uncharacterized. The record is from RefSeq and is a predicted model, not a curated record. The transcript has a single exon. Lineage: Eukaryota; Heterolobosea; Eutetramitea; Acrasida; Naegleriidae. The coding region runs from base 1 to 396 and encodes 131 amino acids.